AUGGACCGUUGGUCUCCUCUUCCUCCCGAGCUCUUGACCGCGGUACUCCGCGACUCUCACCCACGGGAUGUAAUUUCUUCGAAACUCGUUUGUCGAUUCUGGUGUCAAGUCAUAAACCAGUCAGCAGAACUACAAUAUGCGAUCGAGCUAUGGCGGGACGGUCGGCUUCGCGGUACGACUGGGAAAGCGACCUCCACAGAAUCUCUGGCCCAACUGCUUGCUCGUCGAAAGGCAUGGCAGAACCUCGACUGGUGCUCUCAAACGAGGGCCCCAAUCCAAUCGCUACACCAUUGCGGCGCGCAUGUGCUUACUCAAGGUCUUCUCGCCGUUCGAGACAUACGAGCGGACAAGCUCUACACGCUUCCACUACCUUCUAGUACGGAUCCGGAUGGCAUUCACUGCCCCAAAGUCGGAGAGACAUUCGUUAUGGGCAUCGCUCCGCAACACUUCUACGACUUCGAGAUUGAUUCAGGGCAAGAUCUCCUCGUCGUACUCUAUGCGGAACCGAACUCACCGAGUCCAUUAACAGGCUGGGGCUUGGAUGCGAGACAGCUAUCGCGGCCUGCCCAGCGCCACCCACAGGCGAUGCACGCCCAAUUGAUAUUCGCACGGGCUGCCGCUUCAGAAAAUAUUUGGGACACACCUGUGGUUGCUCUGCAAAUAGUUGACAACAUCGUUGCUGUCUUCUUCUCCCGUUCUUGCCGUCUCUUCGUCGUCGAUUGGCGCAAAUCUACGGUGGUGCUGUCAAUCGCGUUCCACCAAGAGCCGCUCUUUUGUACCUUGGGCGUGGUUGAAUGCUUUGUUCUAGAUCCGAGCUCUUUCCUCCUCGUCUGUCGCGGCGAACCUUUCUCGAGCAUUUCCAUAGCAGGAAGCAUCCGCCUUUACACAUUCGAACCGACGUAUUCCUUCUCCCCGCUCGGCAUUACCCCGAACGCUACUGCCAUUGCCAUCUUCGCCCUGCCUCUGACCGCGCCACAACUGUGUUGGGGUCCAGUUAAUGUCGCCUCGAGCGCUGGACCUUUUACAACCCACCAUGCCCCGUCCAGGCCUCAUUUCCAGUCGCUUGACCGCCGCAUCAUUACAUUCACGAUCGCCUAUGGCGGCGCGUUCGACACGGAGCCGCACCCAGAGGCGCUGAUUUGCCUGGUUGUCCAUAUACGAAUAUUCUUGCAGAUGCUCCAACAAUACCGGAGGGCACCCGAUAACCACGUCGCGAGCACUAAGCCAUGGGCGGAAUGGGGUCCGAUGCAUACUCGUCUGUUCCCCGGAAUGGAUUUGGAGGGCUUUGUCCCCGGCAGCCGACACGUUUCCGGCGAAAAGAUGGUAAGCACAACUGUUGCCGAUGCCCGCAUCCAAGUUCGAGUUUUCGACUUUGGUCCUUUGGUUGAUGGCCAGACCAAUGAUGAGGCUCAACCUAAUUUCUGUGUCCUGCAUGACACGGCCAGCGAGCUGCAAAUCACGCUGACAGUUGCCGCACCGUCACCCGAGGAGCACAGUUUCGCCGGUGACUGGCCAGCCGCAUCAGACCUUGCCACUGAGAUUGGCUUGUUCAAGGAGCCGGUGUGUUCUGCUCUGCCUUACCGCGAAGUUCGGAGACACGUUCCGCCUCCGGAAGACGACCCCCAGCUGGAGUAUGGGGUUUUCAGCAUGAAUGACGACCACAUCCUUGCAACGGAGGCCGUUCGCGGGGCGCUGAAUGGACUCGAAUUCAAGGAUGAGAUCACGAUUUGGACGAUGUAUUGA
Mycena indigotica is the source of this 1743-nucleotide messenger RNA. Its product is annotated as F-box domain-containing protein. Lineage: Eukaryota; Fungi; Basidiomycota; Agaricomycetes; Agaricales; Mycenaceae. The transcript is spliced from 5 exons. Gene Ontology annotation, molecular function: protein binding. The record is from RefSeq and is a predicted model, not a curated record. The coding region runs from base 1 to 1743 and encodes 580 amino acids.